AUGGCCCCUCAAAUGAAAGGGCUGAUGCAAUUCAUCUCAGACGUUCGAAGCUCCAAGAACGCUGCCGAAGAAAACACGCAGAUCCAUUCAGAGUUGAUCAACAUUCAAAAUCAUUUCAAAGACAAAAACCUGUCGUCCUACCAAAAACAGAAGUACGCCUGUAAGUUGAUCUACAUUUGUCUAAAUAGCCAAAAAAAGGAUAAUGUCGUGAAUUUAGACUUUGGCCUGCCGCAUUGCUGUUCAAUGAUUGAAUCGGAAAGUCUGAGUGAAAGAAACAUCGGAUAUUUAGCUCUCCAAUUGAUAUACGCAUCCCAAUUGGAGAACUUGAGUGAAUUCAAUUUGUUCUCCCAUUUAGAAAGGAACUUGGAUUCUCACCAAGAAGACAAGGUUGCCCUUGCCCUGCAUUUUCUUGCCGGUGUUUAUUACGAUGAGUUAUUCACUACUAAUGAACUGGCGAAGAUCAUUGAGUUGCUCCUACAGUUGAUCAGAGCUUCGAAUUCCAGUGUCUUGGUCAAAAAGAAAUCUUCUUUAGCCCUACUUAAGAUUUUAAGAGACUCUUCAGAGUCGGUCAAGGUUCAUGAGAGGUUUAUUCCAAGGAUCUUAUCCCUAUUAGACACGGACAACAUUGGACUCAUGAUCUCUUUAUGUUCUUUGGUCCAGCAAAUCAGUAAACAUAGACCAAAGGCGUGCAUACCUGCCAUUCCAGUAUUGAUUCAGAAGUUAGACCAGUUGAUCGAACAGAAGGACAUCGAAUCGGAUUAUCUUUACAAUGGGUUCCCAUCUCCCUGGUUAAUAGUGAAGAUUAUGCGACUAUUGGAAACUUUGGUAUCUGAUAACUUUGAACAGGUUGAUCAAUUGCAAAUAGAGCAUCUUAACCGGUUAGUGAAAGACUCAAUUGCUUUGGUCAUUAAGUUAUUUGAUAAGAACGAUAAGAAUGCCAAUCCUCAGUUCAAAAAUUCAAUAUUAGCGGUCUUAUUUCAGUCUAUCAGUCUGGGUUCUUGUUUAGACUCUUCAUUGCAGUCUAUUAGCGUGGCUUUUGAUGCUCUUGGGGGACUUCUUCGUUCUUCGGAAGUUAAUACGAGAUAUCUGGUUUUGGAUUCAAUGAUUAAGAUUAUUCGAAAUAACCCUGCCAGUAACAUUUACAUUGAGAAGGAGACCUCUAAAUAUAUUGACCAGUUCUUUCAAUUUUUGUACGACAGAGAUACCUCUGUUCGAAAAAAAUCCACUGAGGCUAUCUUCCUGUCGACAAACUCAAGUAACAUUGUGAUGAUUGUGAAGAAGCUUUUUGAGUAUUUGCCCAGAUGUGACUACACCUUGAGACCUGAUUUAAUACUGAAAAUUUCUAUUCUGUUGGAAAAGUAUUCUACAGAUGCUACGUGGUAUGUGCAACAAAAUUUGAAGCUGGUAUUUUUGUCAGGAAAUUACCUGAAGGAUGAAGUAUGGGAACGCGUUGUUCAAAUUACCAUCAAUAACGAAGACAUUCAACUUACGACAGCUAGACUUGUCUUGGACUACUUGAAACAAAAAGAAUUUCCCGAAACAAUGCUGAAGAUUGCAGCUGUGGUAUUUGGAGAUUACCAUAGAUAUUUAAUUCAAGUCCAAUCCCCGCUAGCUCAUGAGAAAGAGUUACUGAGUUUAUUAUACCACAAGUAUUUUUACUGCUCAGUGCAAACUAGAGCCAUGUUAUUGACAUGCUUUAUGAAACUCUUUAUUGCAUACGAAGAUCUAAGGCCAAGAAUUUUAGACAUCAUUGAGAAAGAGACGUGUUCCAUAGACUCCGAGAUACAACAGCGGUCCGUUGAGUACUUGCAACUUUCCAAGCCACAUAAUCAUGCACUAUUGGCAAUUCUUCUUCAGGAAAAUCCCCCGUUCACUUUGAAGAGCAAGUUGUACUCGAUUCCAAACAUAGAGAAACCGCCAGUGCCACCUCCUUCAAGAAAAAGAAUGCUGACCUCCAAUUGGGAGGAAGGCUAUUACAGAUUGAUUAAUUACAACCAGGGUAUUUUCUUCGAAAACUCGUUGAUUAAAAUUUUAUUCAAGUGUGAGAAGGACAGACACAUUCUUUCAUGUCAGUUAAUUUUCAUCAACCAGGCUCCUACUGACAUUACUGGUUUCACUGUGUCUAUCGACAACGAAGCCACCAAGAAUUUCAGUGUGCAAAACUUAUCAUUGCCUGACAGUGUAAUUCCUUUGGGUAAAAGAAGUGUGCAUAAAUUUCAAGUCACCGUGAAGAAACCAUUUGUGACGUCCCCGCUGAUUCAUAUCUCAUUUAUGUGUGGAACUUUAACGUCAUUAACUUUCAAGCUGCCUACCUGUCUACUCAAAUGCCUUCAUCCACAAACUUUGUCCUCGUUAGAUGAGUAUAGCUUUCGUUGGAACCAAAUUGCAGGGUUACAGUAUGGUGAGUACGCUACUGACGUCAAAGUGAAGCACAGAUUAUCAAGAGAAUCGUUGUUAAGAAUUCUUGAGAGGAUUGGAGUAUCAUUGAUUGAUAGCUUUGAUCCCAACAUCGUUCUGGGGGCUGGAAUACUCAACACUGAAGCAUCCAACUACGGAGUGCUUCUCAGAUUGGAGUUGGGUCCUUCAGAUGCAUUAGCAUUCAAACUGAUAAUAAGAUGCACUGGUGAUAACAUUUCACACAUUCUGGUGACCACACUAGCUGAUUUAUUCAGCCACGGUGUAUAA
Messenger RNA from Komagataella phaffii GS115, 2685 nucleotides. RefSeq names its product Alpha-adaptin, large subunit of the clathrin associated protein complex (AP-2). Gene Ontology annotation, biological process: intracellular protein transport; clathrin-dependent endocytosis. NCBI's taxonomy places the organism in Eukaryota, Fungi, Ascomycota, Pichiomycetes, Pichiales, Pichiaceae. Bases 1 to 2685 code for a protein of 894 amino acids. The transcript has a single exon. Gene Ontology annotation, molecular function: clathrin-cargo adaptor activity. Gene Ontology annotation, cellular component: membrane coat; AP-2 adaptor complex. The record is from RefSeq and is a predicted model, not a curated record.